UUUUUCCUCUCCACCAACGUGAAACCCCUUCCCAUACUUAAGCUUCCUAAAAAUCCUCUUCUUCAAUACUGAUCAGCUCCACUUAAAUCUCUCUCGCAUUUCUCUCUUGUUCCUACUUUUUCUCCAUCAAAUUUCUACUCCUUUUAAUCCAAAACUCCUUCCAUUAUCUGCUUCCUAAAAAUCCUCUUCUUCCUAAUUUCUCUCUUGUUCCUACUUUUUCUCCAACAAAUUUUCACCUCUAUUAAUUAGCGUCAAAGCAAAAGAUAUGCCUUCUUUGCCUGAACCAUCUUCUCUCUCCCGUAGAGAAAAAAGGAACCUAACUGAUCAACAAAGGCGAGAGAUUUUGGAGAUUCUGUUUUCAAAGAGUGCAUCUGGAAAAUUAAAAAGGGGGUGUCUCAAGGAGGUAGCUACAAUGUAUUCCGUCGAUCCGAGGACAGUACGACAAAUUGUGCAGAAAGCAAAUUCUUGUAUUGCCAAGGGAUUGACAGUUGAUGUAUCCCCCAAUUUGCGAGGACGAGUUGGCCGUAAGAGAGUGCAAUUGGACCUCAACAGAAUCGCUGCACUUCCGUACAGUCAACGAACCAAUAUCCGUUCAAUAGCAGAAGCCUUGGAAGUGCCGAGAACGACAAUCCAUCGGCGAGUUAAAGAUGGAAUGAUGAGGCCGCAUACCAAUCCAUUGAAGCCAUGCCUAAGUGAAGAAGUGCUUUUGAAGAAUUAUCACCUCAAACGCUAGAUAAUGUCUUCUUGACAUUACAAGCUUGUAUGAUUGAGAUCAUGAAGGUUAAUGGGGGAGUUGGUUACAAGGUGCCACAUAUUGGAAAAAGGUGGAUUGACGAGAGAUGAUAACCUGCCUACUCAACUUCAAUGUGACCAUGAUUUGGUGAAAAGUGUUAUGGCUCAUCUACAAAAUGGAGGCAAUAGAAGUAUGCUAAUGUUUUCUUUACGGUUGGAUGACAUCUUUGUCAAGAACUUUGUUUUUGUGUUUUUGGAUGAAACUUCAGGCAACUGGGGCUGUGAUUUUCUAUGGAGCUUGAAGCAAUUGUAAAUUGCUGUGAUUUUGUAUGAAAAUCGAAGCACUUGUAAAAAAAUCUGCUGCCUAUAAAUUUUUUUUGUAAAGGGUCUGCUAUGGUAGCAAACACAUAUCCUACUCCCUUUUUUGUUCUUUUCAUGUUUUUGUAUAAUUAACCUUUUGUAAGCUUAUUACCAAUCCUUUUGGUUGAUACUGGUGGCUAUGAUCCACAUAACUGUAUGUUUUGGACAAUAAAAUGAAGUUGUUUUGUA
Molecule: messenger RNA, 1281 nt
Organism: Rhododendron vialii
Lineage: Eukaryota; Viridiplantae; Streptophyta; Magnoliopsida; Ericales; Ericaceae
Exons: 3
Coding region: 266-733 (155 amino acids)
Source: RefSeq, a predicted model, not a curated record